UGUCAACGAAACCCGAUUCCCAGAAGCGCCAGAGCGAGCAGAAACGAAGCGGCAUUGGAAUUCGAGUGCCCCGAGGAAUUCGGAUAUUACCCACAUCCGCGUGAUUGCACGCAGUACUAUGUCUGCGUAUUCGGCGGUGCUUUACUCGAAUCCUGCACAGGAGGAUUAAUGUACAGGUCAGCGAAAAUCGAGACGCUUCAGGAACAGCAACAGCAGCAGCGAUCGCAACAACAGAUCCGGGAACAGCAGCAACAGCACAGGCGUGAACAACAACAGCUACAGCAACGUCCCGUUCAAAGACAACCGAUCCCAAUCACGUCCACGCAGUCUCCGGUACCUCAGAUUACCGAGAAGCAGAUUCGUCAGAGGCAACAGGCCAGGAACUAUCACGAGGACGAGUACGAGCCAGCGUCGGAAGUGGAGAGCGAUAGGCAGCAACGUGUCUACAGAGGACAACCGUCGACGAUCGGCCAAGUUCAGCGAGACAGGGAUGGUCUUCGAAGAAACGUGAUUUCGGACGCAAGUACCAUCGUCCGAGUCGCCAAGAGUCGCCAAGAUCCUAGCUUCCACCGUCGCCUCGGUCAUCCCCAAGUCGUACUACAACGAUCCAGACCAGAGUUAUCCUUAUUACACCAUCUAUGACGACGACGUGUCCAUUUACAAAGACGAUGAUUACAAUCAAUACAGCGUGAACCAAUCGGUGCCCGUUCAACCGAGCGUCAAGAUCAGCGAGGUGAACACGAAACAGUACCAGAAGCCAAAAAAAGUGGCGGUGAACGAAGCGGACAAGUACAACCUGAAUCAAGACGUCACGGUGCAGGACUACGACAUCUACGAGAAUCAGGCCGAACGUGCUCAGCCACCCUGUCCACGUGACGACUCCAAACGCCAUCGUUGACACGUUCAUCCCGCUGACGACCACCACGCAGCUUCCAACCACCACCAACAGACCUUACACGGUCAAUGCACCCAGACGAUCGCGGCCGACUUUGAAACCGUCCACGGAGAUCGUGUCGAAAGCGCAGGAGUUCAUCGACAUCUAUAGGUAUCCACCUUCGAGGCCGGCGCCGAUUUAUCCGACUCCUCAGGUCGACAAACCGGCGGCCAAGUGUCGCAAGGACGUCUGCCUGCUUCCUGAUUGCAGCUGCGGCGGUGCGGACAUUCCAGGUGGAAUCCCGGUCGAACAGACGCCGCAGAUCGUUCUGCUGACGUUCGACGACGCGGUGAACGAUCUGAACAGACCGUUGUACACCGAUCUAUUCGAGAACGGCCGUAAGAAUCCGAACGGCUGUCCGAUAACGGCCACGUUCUAUGUUUCGCACGAGUGGACCGAUUAUAGCCAGGUGCAAAAUCUUUACGCGGACGGCCACGAAAUGGCAUCGCACACGGUCUCAAAUACCGCAAAUCGUUCUCCUAACAUUCGACGAUUCGGUGAACGACCUGAACAAAGGCCUCUACGUCGACCUGUUCGAGAAAGGGCGAAAAAAUCCAAACGGCUGCCCCAUCGCCGCCACGUUCUACGUCUCCCACGAGUGGACCGACUACAGCCAGGUGCAAAAUCUCUAUGCCGCCGGUCACGAGAUUGCCUCCCACACGGUUUCUUCUCUCAUCGAAAGUGGGCGCGAGAAGUGGCCGGGCAACGUGAAAUCCUCUCGGCGUACGGAGGCGUCAAGCUGGAAGACGUCAGGGGAAUGAGAGCUCCGUUCUUAUCGGUCGGCGGAAACAACAUGUUCAAAAUGUUAUGGGACACGAACUUUACGUACGACUCAUCGAUGCCGAUAUACGAAAAUCGACCACCAAGUUGGCCGUAUACCUUGGACUAUAAACUGUUCCACGACUGUAUGAUUCCUCCCUGUCCUACGAGAUCUUAUCCAGGCUUGUGGGAAGUUCCUAUGGUGAUGUGGCAGGAUUUGAACGGAGGUAGAUGUUCGAUGGGAGACGCGUGUAGCAACCCGCCGACUGCGGAUGGUGUUUACAAGAUGCUGAUCAAGAAUUUCGAAAGACAUUACACGACGAACAGAGCGCCAUUUGGGUUGUUCUAUCACGCUGCCUGGUUCACACAGCCUCAUCACAAGGAGGGCUUCAUCUCGUUCCUAGAUACCAUAGUCGCGAUGGACGACGUGUGGAUCGUAACGAACUGGCAGGCAAUUCAGUGGGUCAGAAAUCCUACGCCGUUGCCGCUGUUACACACGUUUGAACCCUUUGGAUGUAACUACCCGGACCGGCCGAAGAAAUGUAACAACCCAAAGGUCUGCAAUCUGUGGCACAAAAGCGGGGUGAGGUACAUGAAGACGUGUCAGGCGUGUCCAGACAUCUAUCCAUGGACGGGCAAAACCGGGAUACGAAGCAGUCGCAUCGACAACGACGUCGACGCGCACGAAUGAACGAAAAAGAGGGAUUCCGUGCGAUCGAAGCCCACCCAGCCGAAGAAGAGUAGCAGCGCCAACGGAGGAGACGAGACGUUUUUUUUUUUUACACCGAUUCGACUCAAAUCCCGUCCUUCAUUUCUCCACUAGCCACGUCCCACGAAACUCAUCCAGGUCGAGUACGCCAACGAAAUCGACUCGAAAUCAUACCAGCACCACCACCAUCGCCAUCUUCUUCCUUCUCCUUCCUCCAUCCGAGCAUCACAACGGGUGAGUCCUCGACAACGUAUUUAACAGAGUAACAAUGUCGUUUGACUCAUGUUGAUGCUCGUUUUCCCGAAACGAGCCACUCUGCACGACGCGGUGAACGAACGCACGAUGGCCGAACAGUUUCGGAGCCUCUGCAAUUCCGAUUGAGCAAAAGACAAACAAAAAUUGUCUAAUCUAGCUACGUUACACAGCGUAGUAAUACCUAUCGUAUAUUAUAUUAAUAUACGUUGGUUGUAAAUUUGCUUCUAAAUAAUUUCUCAUAGUAUAAUAGUUUCGUUUGACGAGUAGUGAGAUCGGUAUAAGUGUGUCUACGAUCGCAAGGUCCUUUGACUAAGCAAGCAAUCAACGCAUCGGACAUUCGUAAUUCAUACGAUUAACCAGCCGUGGUUGUACGUAUAUCAAAUAGAAGAUACAUGGUCGUGCCGGAGAAUUGGAAUCGUGGUACUCGAAAGAAAGAUCGGUCGAUAUUUUGCGCUCGAGUCAAGGCAUCGACCGAUUAAUCACCGUCUAAUCUUUGUCUCCGCGUUGUCCUUCCUAUCAUUUCCUUGCCCUUCGUCUUCUGUCUUCGCCUUCGUUCUCCCUCCCCUUCGCUGAUUCUUUCCCACUCGUUUAGACUCUUCGAAGCUUGUAUCCUUGGCGUACUCGGCCAAAUCCGAUAGAUAAAUUAAUUAAUUAAUUACAAGGUAUCAAAGCGCACGUCGUGGGCGUGCAAACGCAGACAAAAAAAACUGGAAUCGUCGUCGGUCGCCAAUCGAGGUUUUUCCUAGAAAUCGAUCUGGAGGUUCAGCACGCGCGGAAGUCGCCUUGCGGACGAAAGAGACGAACCGAGAGAACCGAGCGUUCACCGUGAACGAAGUUGUACGCGCGCACGAGGGGAUCGUCGUGUAUACCAUUUUAGAACCUGAAACUGUAAUAAUACGCCUUUAAUCAAUAAACGUUUCGCUACAAUUCCU
Heterotrigona itama is the source of this 3589-nucleotide messenger RNA. Lineage: Eukaryota; Metazoa; Arthropoda; Insecta; Hymenoptera; Apidae. The record is from the annotation of a GenBank genome assembly.